AGAGAGCGCCGCCAACUGCUCGCCACAGGCUAACACACAGAACUACGGAGAGAAAUGGAGGGAGACAAAGUGGGGAAUAAGAAAUGUGAAGUGUACCAUCAGAAUGAUUUAAUAUCCGUCAGAAAUAUUUGUGCGAAGUUACUAGAUUGUUCUUUGCCGUUGGUACCACGUAUAACGUCUAAAUGACAAAGUAUAAUCACGAUUACAUUUGUGCAUGCGUGCUGUGUGCUAACUGACACGCUUGCAUAAUUUGCCAGAUUGUUCUUGCAGCCUGCUAGCUAAGGAAUGCUAGCCGGCUUCCGAUGUAUUGACAAUAUACAUCCAGUCCAAUGUGUUGGUGUUCUCCAUUAGAAAAUGAUAUUAGAAUGAUAAAACUAUCAAUGAUGAGUAAAUAAUUUCAAUUCGCUGAGAGCAAAGUACACAAUAUUUCCUAUUAAAAUUUAAUUUGGAGACAUGGUGCCACGUGAGUGGUUGAUACUGUUAACGUUUCUGCACGCCUCGAUAAAUAAUUUCAUAAUCUUAGUCUGGAAAUGGUGGCGAAUAAAGCAACACAGUCCUUGGCUUAACUAAUACUGUUGGAGUACUAUCGUCAUAUUUGUGGAAGUCAGUAUUGGCCCCUCAAGGGUAAGAAGCUCCGAGAAUCCUAAAUCAUACCACGUCCUCUCAGUGGAUGGAAUUAAUCACAUGAUUGACGGUUUCCCUUCCCGUUAUCAGUGACCUCUGAGACUGAUAAAGCUGACUCAAAACAAAAAUAUUGGAUUGACGGGAGCGGAGAGGACAGAACCCUUAUUUAUAUCUGGAUGAACAGCGGGCCGGCGCCAGACGCACGCCGUACUAGCACAAAGUUUUCAAACUCAAAAACAGAACACGUGACUUCGUGAGCUCCCUAUAUCAUGCGCAAUAGGUCUCCCAUCGCUUGAGAAUAUACACCCCCUAUCCUUCGUAGCCUGUAGUGCACAUGAAUUUCAGCAAUUGAAAGCGGUUGCGACACAAACGCUUGGUACGCUAGUACAGAGCUGCGCACAAAAAAAAGAGCCCCUUCCCUCCGUCUGGCCCAGCUCGAGCAGCCAUGAGCGGGCAGCAGGAGGAAGCCGACGGGCUGUACGUGCAGCACCAGUACAUGUGCAGCGAGUGCCACCAGCUCUUCAACACGCUGGAGGAGGUGCUGGUCCACCAGCAGAGCCACACGGGCCUGGAAGGGGAGGGGGGGGAGGAGGCGGAGCUGGGGGCCACCCAGGUGCACAUCACGGACGCCCAGGCCAUGGGGGAGAGCCAGUACCAGUGCCUGGAGUGCGGAACGCUGCUGCGGACGCCGGAGGAGCUGCUGCUGCACCAGGAGCUUCACAUGAGGGAGGCGGGGAUGGAGACCGAGCACCACGAGCUGUGUGAAGUGGUGGAGUCCGGCGAAGCUGUGACGGCGCCCCCGGUGUCCGGGCAGAUACAGUACCAGUGCCUGGAGUGCCUGGCGCUGUUCGACACCCCGGAGGUGUGGCUGGCGCACAGGCAGACGCACAGCAAGAGCAGCACGCACAGCGCGCUGUCCGACACGGAGUUUGUGUUGCAGGCUGAUGGUUCUGUUACCCCAUUGGUCAGUGUUCAGAACCUGGUUCUGAGCGAGCAGCGAGCUGGGGAGAUUCUCACCUUGGCUCAGGUUUUGGCGGCGCAGCAGCAGUCGAGCCCCCUGCCCCCCACGCCCUCCCGGGGGACCCUGCUCCCCUCGCCGUCGGGCCUGCCGGCGUCCGCCACGCUGCGGCUGCAGAUCUGCACGGCCCAGGCCCUGGCCGACGGCUCCACGGUGCCGGGCCUCCGCCGGGCCAAGCUGCUGCCGCCGCUGCUGCCCGCCGGCUCGCCGCUGGAGCCCGGGGCCGCGGGGAGGCCGGGGGAGGAGGCGCAGCCGCACUUCCAGCGCCUGGAGGUGGCGCUGUCCCAGGGCCAGCCGGGGAGGGAGGGCCAGGAGGAGGAGGAGGAGGAGGCGGAGGAGGCCGGCGAGGUGGUGAUCAUCCACCCCUACGAGUGCUCGGAGUGCGCCCUGCUCUUCCAGACGCCCGAGGACUUCCUGCAGCACCAGGGGGAGCACUUCCUGGCCCAGGACAAGGAGAGCGGGGAGGAGGGGGUGAUGGAGGGGGCGGAGGACGAGGAGCUGGAGGAGAUGGAGGAGGAGGUCAGGCCCGAGGAGAACGGGGGCGCGGAGGAGGAGAGACCCAAGGGGGCCGGCGGCGCCGCCGCUCACCGCCGCCAGCACAGCGCCUUCCUCCCGCCCCGCCCCCGGCAGGCCCCGGCCCCGCCCCUCUCACUGCAGUGCGGCGAGUGCCAGCGCACCUUCACCUCGGCCAACCGGCUGUCGGCGCACCGGCGCGUGCACGAGCACGGCACGCACGAGUGCCCCGAGUGCGACAAGGUGUUCAAGAAGCCGGCGUCGCUGCAGACGCACAUGCGCACGCACUCGGGCGAGGCCCGCUUCCUGUGCAUGGACUGCGGCCACGGCUUCACCACGGAGAUGACCCUCAUCAUACACAGAAAGUCCCACACCGCUGAGCCUCUCCACAGGUGUCAGUUCUGUGCAAAAACCUUCACCAACAUGACCAAGUUCCUGUACCACCGGCGGACCCACACGGCCCGCGCCCCCCUGGCCCCCAUCACCAUGGUUUCGGCUGUUCCCCAGAGGGUCCCGCUGUCCCACCUCAGCAUCCUGCAGCGGGCCAGGGAGAGGGAGGAGGCCGUCCUGCGGGGGAGGGAGGGCCCCCCCGAGAGCGCCGCGCCCGCGCCCGUCCCGCCGGGCCAGGCGGAGGCGGAGCCGGAGUCGGACGCCGGCGGCGCGGCCUCCCAGGCGAAGGGGGCGGGGGGAGAGAACGGGCUGGACGCCGAGCACGGCCCCGCCCACGGCCAGGAGACGCGGGGCGGCGAGGACACGCCCGCGGCCGGCUCCCCCGCACAUCCCGCCCCCCCCGCCGCCGCGGACGCGUCGGCCGGCUCCUCGGAGCGGACGCCGGGCCCCCCCGCGCCCCACCCCAGGGCCCCGGCCUUCCCCUGCCCGUCCUGCGGCAAGGCCUUCCCCACGCAGCUGUGCCUGGUGCGGCACCGGCGCACGGUCCACGUGUCGGAGCGCCGCUUCAAGUGCGGCGUGUGCGGCAAGCCCUUCAAGAAGCAGAUCCACGUGCGGAACCACCUGCGCGUGCACACGGGCGAGCGGCCCUUCCAGUGCAGCGACUGCGGCAAGACCUUCUCCUCGCUGGCCAACCUGUCGCGGCACGGCCUGACGCACUCGGGCCUGCGCCCGUACCGCUGCGACGUCUGCCACAAGGCCUUCACGCAGUCGUCCAACCUGCGGCAGCACCGGCUGCUGCACGCCAACCCCGCCCCCUUCCCCUGCCCUGACUGCCCCGCCGCCUUCCUGCGGCCGGCCAAGCUGGCGGCCCACCGCUACGCCCAGCACCCGGGGGCGCCGGCGCCCUACCCCUGCCCCCGCUGCCCCGCCGGCUUCCUGCGCAAGAGGCAGCGCGACCGCCACUGCCUGGAGACGCACCCGGAGGCCGCCGCCCACCACCACGCCGACGGCCUCCCCGACGGCUCCGCCCCCCGCGGCUCCGAAGCUCCUCCCCCUCCCUCGGGCCCGGAGGGCGGGGCCCCGGGCGACGGCGCCGCCGCCCCCCCGCUCCGCGCCGGCCUGGAGUGCGGCGUGUGCGGCAAGCGGCUCAACUCGGCCGCCAACCUGCGGCUGCACCAGCUGAGCCACGGCCGGCGGCGGGCCGGCGCCUCCCCGGCGGCGCGGGCCAAGGGCCACCAGUGCCCCGUCUGCGGCAAGCUGUUUGUGUCGUCGUCGGGCGUGGUGCUGCACCAGCGCGUGCACACGGGCGAGCGGCCGUUCCCCUGCCCGCAGUGCGGCAAGCGCUUCCGGCAGAACACGCACCUGCGCGAGCACCUGCGCACGCACUCGGGCGAGCGGCCCUUCCGCUGCGAGCUGUGCGGCAAGGGCUUCGUGCAGAGCAUGCACCUGGCCGAGCACCGCCGCACGCACACCGGCGAGCGCCCGCACGCCUGCGCCGUCUGCGGCAAGGCCUUCAAGACCUUCUCCAACCUGCGCAGCCACCGCAAGACCCACGCCCGGGCGCCGCCCGAGGAGGGGGCCGCCGCCGCCGCCGCCGCCGCCGCCAUCGCCGUGGUGGACGCCUCCUCUGUGGACCUCGCGGGCGCAGUGCCCGCCCUCUGCCAGCAGGGGGAGGUGGGCCAGCCGCAGCUCAUCCAGAUACAGACGCAGCAGGGUCAGAACACGCCCACCAUCAUGUGCAACGAGUUCGGGGAGACCAUCGCCAUCAUCGAGACCAGCGAGGGCGGGGCGCUGCCUCUGGCCGAGGCCAUCGAGAUCUACCAAACCGCCCUGGAGAACAGCCUGGGCAUGGACUCCAUCACUGUGGACAGCCUGCAGCUUCUCUGAGAGAGGCCUGGGGGCGGAGUCAGGAGGCGGGGCUGGGGGCGAAGUCAGGAGGCAGAGUCAGGAGGCGGGCCUUACCACACCGGGAUACCCUGACUUUACGCGGGAGGGAAGACGAGAGCGAGAACGAUGUUGGGAAUGAGAUCAGAUAUAGGAAUAAGGGCGUUGGCCCUUUAAGCUGUUAGGAAAGAAGCGCACGCCCAGGCGAACGCAGCCUCGGGUGGACGUUCGGACAGACCUGCACACUAACUGGCAGUCCAGAGGCAGUGGGCUGACAGGUGUGAGGCCUGUUGGUGCGAUUCACAUCUACGGUGUGAGUCACACCAACAGAUUGUACCUCUACAGCUUGUACAGAAAUGUUUUUCUUUUUUUUUUGUAAAUGUGAUUUUUACUUUCAGCAAUUAACUAAUCCUUUCGGUGUAAAUAAACAUGAGAGUUGAGUUUGAUAA
This is a messenger RNA of Anguilla rostrata (American eel), 4878 nucleotides long. RefSeq names its product zinc finger protein 526 (gene znf526). The record is from RefSeq and is a predicted model, not a curated record. NCBI's taxonomy places the organism in Eukaryota, Metazoa, Chordata, Actinopteri, Anguilliformes, Anguillidae. Gene Ontology annotation, biological process: regulation of transcription by RNA polymerase II. Bases 1070 to 4432 code for a protein of 1120 amino acids. The transcript is spliced from 8 exons. Gene Ontology annotation, molecular function: RNA polymerase II cis-regulatory region sequence-specific DNA binding; DNA-binding transcription factor activity, RNA polymerase II-specific.